Molecule: messenger RNA, 1971 nt
Organism: Penicillium verhagenii
Lineage: Eukaryota; Fungi; Ascomycota; Eurotiomycetes; Eurotiales; Aspergillaceae
Exons: 3
Coding region: 1-1971 (656 amino acids)
Molecular function (GO): long-chain fatty acid transmembrane transporter activity; long-chain fatty acid-CoA ligase activity
Source: RefSeq, a predicted model, not a curated record
AUGCCUCUACCUUUUCUAUCAAAUGUGCCUUUGAGCAUUGCCCUUCCAGCGACCGCCACAGCUCUUGCCUACCUAAACGCGAAACACUCAUUGUUCUACGAUAUACAUCUUCUCAAGUCAAUGUUUAAGAUGCUCAAGAAGAAAAACUCAGCAGAGAAGACUGAUCGCUUGAACCUCUUCUACGUUCUCGAAAACCAUGCCCUCUCCCCCAAUACCGCCGACAAAGAAUUCAUCGUCUUCAAUGGCCGAACAUGGAGUUACCGCGAGACCUAUGAUACAGCGCUUCGCUUCGGAAAUUGGUUCCAGAACGUCCACAACGUGGGUCACAAGGAGAUUGUCGCCAUCGAUAGCAUGAAUUCGGCCAACUUCUUGUUCAUGAUCCUUGGCUUAUGGAGUAUUGGGGCUAUUCCUGCUCUCAUUAACUACAAUCUGGGUGGCAAGCCUUUGAUCCAUUCUCUUAAGGUGUCGACUGCCAAACUUGUCGUUGUGGACGAUGAGGUUCGCCAUAACUUCCCGCCGGAGAUAAUGGAGACGAUUACUUCGUCGGAGUUCCGUGAUGGCAAGGGCCCGACCGAGGUGCUGUUUUUAACCCCCGAUGUAGAGGCUCAGAUCUUGGAGAUGGAGCCCCUGCGAGAGGAAGACAAGACACGCGCUGGUCUACUCUUGCGUGACAUUGCCUUGUUGAUCUACACCAGUGGUACUACAGGUCUUCCAAAGCCUGCAAUUGUUAGCCUCCAGAAAGCGUGGACUAGCGCAUGCUUCGUAGGAAACUGGACAAGCAUGACCCCCGAGGAUCGCUUUUUCACGUGCAUGCCUUUGUACCAUGCCUCGGCCGCCGUACUUGGUUUCAUUCUUACUUUACAUGUUGGCGCUACAGUGAUCAUCGGGCGCAAAUUUUCAGCACGUAAUUUCAUGAACCAGGCUCGUGAGAACGAUGCCACAAUGGUACAGUAUGUCGGCGAGACUCUUCGAUACAUUAUGGGUGUACCGCCCAACAUCGAUCCGACCACAGGAGAGGAUCUGGAUAAGAAGCAUAACAUUCGAAUCGCAUUUGGCAACGGCCUCCGGCCCGAUGUCUGGAACCGGUUUAAGAAGCGUUUCAACGUCCCCACCGUUGCCGAGUUCUACGCUGCCACCGAAGGUACGUCAGCGUCGUGGAAUCUUUCGUCCAACGACUUCUCCGCAGGCGCCAUUGGGCGAAAUGGAGCCAUCGGAAAUUUCAUUUUCUCCCGCAACUCAGCCAUCGUCGACGUGGACUGGGAAACUCAAGAACCCUGGCGCGAUCCAAAGACUGGCCUUUGCAAAAAGGUCCCUCGAGGUGAUCCUGGCGAGCUUCUGUUCAGAAUUGACCCCAACGACCCCAGCGCUGCGUUCCAGGGCUACUUUGGAAACUCGAAGGCUACCGAGAGUAAGAUUGUGCGUGAUGUCUUAACAAAGGGCGACGCAUUCUUCCGCUCCGGCGAUGUGGUCCGAUGGGACAAGGACGGUCGUUGGUACUUUUCCGAUCGAUUGGGAGAUACCUUCCGGUGGAAGAGCGAGAACGUCUCGACCAACGAGGUUGCGGAGGUCCUCGGUUCUCACCGGGCGGUGCACGAGGCCAACGUAUACGGCGUGGCUCUUCCGAACCACGAGGGUCGCGCUGGAUGCGCGGCGCUAGUCCUGAACGAACAGAUAGCUAGCGGUAAUACUUCAGGGUUGGCGUUGGAGCCUUCACGUGCUACCCUUGACAGCAUCGCCGCGCAGAUUCUGAACAACUUGCCUCGAUAUGCAGCCCCGCUCUUCCUUAGGUUCAUGUCUGAGAUGCAGUCUACCGGAAACAACAAGCAGCAAAAGCAUAUAUUGCGUACCGAGGGUGUGGAUCUGGCUCAAGUGUCGAAGAAUGACCACGUAUACUGGCUUCAGGGUGACACUUAUGUUCGAUUUGAACAGAAAGACUGGAACCGGUUGAACGGUGGCCAGGUUCGGCUGUGA